Nothoprocta perdicaria is the source of this 2602-nucleotide messenger RNA. It is a transcript of the gene BAIAP2, whose product is annotated as BAI1 associated protein 2. Gene Ontology annotation, cellular component: nucleoplasm; cytosol. Lineage: Eukaryota; Metazoa; Chordata; Aves; Tinamiformes; Tinamidae. The record is from RefSeq and is a predicted model, not a curated record. The transcript is spliced from 14 exons. Gene Ontology annotation, biological process: positive regulation of actin filament polymerization; actin crosslink formation; actin filament bundle assembly. Gene Ontology annotation, molecular function: protein binding; cytoskeletal adaptor activity. The coding region runs from base 1 to 1590 and encodes 529 amino acids.
AUGGUGCUGCCCGGGCCGCCCGCCAUGGCCCGCUCCGAGGAGGUGCACCGGCUCACCGAGAACGUCUACAAGACAAUCAUGGAGCAGUUCAAUCCCAGCCUCAGGAAUUUCAUUUCUAUGGGGAAGACCUACGAAAAAGCCUUAGCAAGUAUGACAUAUGCAGCGAAAGGAUACUUUGAUGCUCUGGUUAAAAUGGGAGAGCUGGCCAGCGAGAGCCAAGGAUCUAAAGAACUAGGAGACGUCCUCUUCCAGAUGGCAGAAGUCCACCGGCAGAUCCAGAACCAGCUCGAGGAGAUGCUGAAGUCCUUCCACAACGAGCUCCUCACGCAGCUGGAGCAGAAGGUAGAACUGGACUCCAGGUACCUGAGUGCCGCGCUCAAGAAGUACCAGACGGAGCAGAGGAGCAAGGGGGACUCGCUGGACAAGUGCCAGGCGGAGCUGAAGAAGCUGCGCAAGAAGAGCCAGGGCAGCAAAAACCCGCAGAAGUACUCGGACAAGGAGCUGCAGUACAUCGAGGCCAUCAGCAGCAAGCAGGGCGAGCUGGAAACCUACGUGUCUGACGGCUACAAGACGGCGCUCACCGAGGAGCGGAGGCGCUUCUGCUUCCUGGUGGAGAAACAGUGUGCCGUGGCCAAGAGCGCCAUCACCUACCAUGCCAAGGGGAAAGAAAUGUUGACGCAGAAGCUCCCGCUGUGGCAGCAGUCGUGCUCGGAUCCCAACAAGAUCCCGGACCGCGCCAUACAGCUCAUGCAGCAGAUGGCUGCCAGCAGCAAUGGCACCAUCAUGCCCAGCCCUCUGUCUACAUCCAAAUCAAACCUCAUCAUCUCUGACCCCAUUCCUGGUGCCAAACCUCUCCCUGUCCCCCCGGAGCUGGCACCUUUUGUAGGACGCAUGUCGGCGCAGGAGGCCAUGCCGCUGAUGAACGGAGUCUCCGGCGCAGACAGUGAUGAGUACAGCCACUGGUCUGAGAUGAAGCCAGCACAGCCCAAAUCUUUAUCUCCUCCCCAGCCUCAGAAGCAGCUGAGCGACUCUUACUCGAAUACUCUUCCCGUUCGCAAAAACGUUCCGCCGAAAAACAGCUACGCGUCCGCUGAAAACAAGACGCUGCCGCGCUCCAGCUCCAUGGCCGCAGGGCUCGAGAGGAACGGCCGGACGAGGGUGCAGGCUAUUUUCUCUCACGCUGCUGGUGAUAACAGCACCCUCCUGAGCUUCAAAGAGGGAGACCUCAUCACGCUGCUGGUGCCCGAGGCCCGCGACGGGUGGCACUACGGGGAGAGCGAGAAAACCAAGAUGAGAGGCUGGUUUCCCUUCUCGUACACGCGGGUGCUGGACACGGACGGAGGCGAGCGGGUCCAUGCCAGCCUGCAGCAGGGCAAGAGCAGCAGCACGGGCAACCUGCUGGACAAGGACGACGUGGCCAUCCCGCCGCCCGACUACGGCAUGUCCUCGCAGGCCUUCCCCUCGCAGGGCACCGGCACCUUCAAGCAGCGCCCGUACAGCGUGGCCGUGCCCGCCUUCGCCCAGGGCCUCGAUGACUACGGGACGAGAUCCGUUAGCAGCGGCAGUGGCAGUUUGGUAUCAACGGUGUGAGGACACCUUGGCUAGCAGGGGCAACUUGCUGCUUGGAAGAGCUUUCUGCUUCUUUCCCCCUUUAUUCCCCCCCCCUUUCCCCUCCCCUUUUCUCUCUCUCCUUCUUUCGGAGUUGAAACUCUUGUGAACUUCAAGGAAAUCCAUGGUGCUUCUCCAUGCCCUCCCGGUGUUCACAGUGCCCUUGUUUCUGAAGCCUUUCAGAGCAGACACUGCCAGGCGGCCGGUGCCGGCCGGGGCACGGUGCCCGCGCGGCGCUGCCGCUCCGUGCCCUGCGCGCGGGCCCCGCACGCACGGACCACGCUCCUUGCAGGCUGCCGCCCGCGUGCAUGCCCUCUGGUAUCUGUACUGUUACCCCCGGCCUCGCUCGGGAAGGGAAGGCAGCUCUGCUCCCUCUCCUCCCCAUCCACUUCGAGCCAACCGAGCGCGCAAGGUUGCGGGAGGAGAAGUGGAUGCUCCGCGGGCCCCGGCCCCGGAGCAAAACGGCUGGUUCUCUGCCGGCACCCUCUCGGAAGGGUUUCUCCUUGUUGUUUUAUAAAUAUAUAUGUAUAUAUAUAUUUUUUGUAGCAAGGUAUUGUUACCUCACGUUAGUGCUCGGGGCUGAGGCAGGGCGGGUUGAAGCCGCCUUUGCACCUAAAAAUUGGGCUUAAGUGACCCCAGUGCCGUCCUGGGGACGGACCCCGCGCUCGGGCCGCCCUGUGUCCCGGGGCUGGGCUGGGAUUGAGGCUCCUGCCCGCGCCCGGCUCCCUGCAAAGCUCCACACGCUUCCUUUUUCCAGUGUGAUUUUUAAAACCUCUCACCUGCCUGUUUACUCGGACAUUGCUGGCAAUAUAUGCACAGACACACAGACACACGGAGAAGUUUUUGUUUUAUAUACCAGACUAUGGGCAUAUUGGAGUGAGAGCCUCCCGCGCUGAUGUCAUGAUUUUGCUAAAGAUUUUUAACCCGAGAUAUUUCAUUGCUAAAUGACUAAAUGUAGAAGGAAAAAAAAAAGCAAAAAAAAAAAAAAAAAAAA